GAAAGAAAGAACGAACGACUCGUGGUUUUGUAGAGAUGUAGAGGUUAUAAUGCCCAGUUUGUUUUUGACUUAGUUGAAGUUUAGUUGUCAUGCCGUACCGUUGUUUUACAAAUUUCAAAUACUUUAGGACCGUCUACAGAUCCCCGAGAAUAGUGAGGCUGGAUUUGUAGUGAUAUUAUAUUUUUACAGUGAACUGUAGGUUAUGAAGCUAGUGUUGUUUGCAGUUGUAGGUGUUAUGAAAACAGUUUUCAGGCAGUAAAGUUGAAUAUUUACACAAUGUCAUUACGACAGGAAGAUAAUUCAAGUAUUACACGCAGUAUUGAGAAUGUUUUCGACAGACAUUUUGCUUCUUCGACUAAAUUAUCCACUUCAGAACCUUCGAAACUUUCCAGAUCUAUGUUGGAAGACAAUCUUUUCUCAGCGCCCACAGCUACUAUGGAGGAUGACUUCAAAUAUUUUGACGAUGACAAUAAUUCGAAUCAUGGAGAUGUUUAUCACGAUGAAGAUACCUGUCCAGUUGUUGAUGGAAUGUCAGAGUUUACAGCCAGUCCUACCCUGAUACAUGUGACCACUUUGGGAUCCCACAUACCUGAACAUCACAGGAAACAUCAUGACAUGCUAAGGAAACACUACAGGUUCCCAACAGCCUCGUACAGGAAGCUAAGGCGUAGAGCUGUGUUCAAGAAUGGAGAUCGAAAUGUCGCUCAGAUUAACAUAUCUAAGAGACGACGAAGGUAUAUGCAGGACAUCUUCACGACACUAGUAGACGUGCAAUGGCGUUGGACCCUGCUAGUGUUUGCCAUGUCGUUCCUGCUGUCUUGGCUGGCAUUUGGCUGCGUCUGGUGGCUGAUUGCCUUCACACAUGGCGACUUGGACGAGGACAAUAUGGCCGACGAGAACUGGCAACCCUGUGUGGUGGCGAUCACUUCAUUCGCUAGCUGCUUUCUGUUCAGUAUCGAGACCCAACACACUAUUGGUUAUGGAUCACGCUCCACCACUGAACAGUGUCCCGAGGCGAUUAUUGUCAUGUGUCUGCAGAGUAUUACUGGAGUUAUGAUUCAGGCGUUCAUGGUAGGCAUCAUAUUCGCCAAGAUGGCGCGUCCCAAGCAGCGCACACAAACACUGCUGUUCAGUCGGCAGGCGGUCAUCUGCCAGCGAGACGGCCAGAUGUGUCUGAUGUUCCGCGUGGGUGACAUGCGACACAAGUCACAUCUCAUCUCAUCCAGUGUCAGGGCCCAACUCAUCAGGCCACAUCAGACCAAGGAGGGCGAGUAUUUGGCUCCGUUUCUCUGCGAUUUGAAGUUACAAACCGACGAAUACGACUCCGACGUCUUCCUAAUCUGGCCGAUGAUCGUGUUCCACAAGAUCGACGCCUCUUCCCCCCUCUUCUCCCUCAGCGCCGCCGACAUAAUCCACGAGAAGUUCGAGAUCAUAGUGAUCCUCGAAGGCACCACAGAGUCGACAGGACAGACAACGCAAGCGAGAACCUCCUACCUGCCCGGUGAGAUUCUGUGGGGUCACCGGUUCGAGCCCAUAGUCAGCUACAACAAGGACCGCUGCACCUAUCAGGUGGACUACAGUCUGUUUCACAACACCUAUCAGGUGGAUACGCCGCUCUGCAGUGCGCAACAGCUCUAUAACCUCACUAUGGCCGAGGAGGGUAGUUUGGUCGAGAAUGUGGAGGUGGCCUGAAGGGUGAGCAGGAAAACUACUUGAAAUUAUUGUAAAAAAAGAGAAAGUUUGGUUGAGAACUUGGGAAUGAAGUAAAAAUUGAGGAAAAAUACUUGAAAUUAUUGUAACCAAGAGAAAGUUUGGUUGAGAACUUGGAAAUGAAGUAGAAAUUGAAGAAAACUACUUGAAAUUAUUGUAACAAAGAGAAAGUUUGGUUGAGAACUUGGGAAUGAAGUAAAAAUAGAGGAAAAAUACUUGAUAUUGUAACAAUUACAGGGAGAGUUUUGUGGAGACUAUCGUAAUUGAUUCAGAAGAUUGAGGUAAACUACUUGAAGCUGUAACAACUGCAGGGAGAGUUUUGUGGAUAAUUAAGUAAUAGACUCAGGAAAUUUAGGAAAACUACUUGAAAUUGUAACAAUUUCAGGGAGAGUAUUGUGGAGACUAUAGUAAUCGAUUUAGAAGAUUGAGGCAAACUACUUGAAAUUGUUACAAUUGAAGGGAUUGUUUUGUUGAGAAUUUAGAAAAUAAUUCAGAAAAUUAGGGAAAACUACUUGAAAUUGUAGCAAUUGAGAUGGUAGUUUGUUGGAGAAUUUUGAAAUCAAUUCAUAAUAUUGAGGAAAACUACUUGAAAUAAGUAAAUUACCUGAAAAUUGAUUCAUAAUUGAGGAAAACUACUUGAAAUUGUAACAAUUAAAGGGAUAGUUUUGUUGAGAAUUUAGAAAACAAUUCAGAAUAUUGAGGAAAACUACUUGAAAUAAGUAAAUGACCUGAAAAUUGGUUCAUAAUUUAGGAAAACUACUUGAAAUUGUAACAAUUUGAGUGGUAGUUUGGUGUAGAACUUGUGAAUCGAUUCAUAAUAUUGAGGAAAACUACUUGAAAUAAGUAAAUGACCUGAAAAUUGGUUCAUAAUUUAGGAAAACUACUUGAAAUUGUAACAAUUUGAUUGGUAGUUUGGUGUAGAACUUUUGAAUCGAUUCAGAAAAUCCAGGAAAACUUGAAAAAUUGUAAGCAAUUGAGAUGGUAGUUUGUUUGAGAAUUUUGGAAUCGAUUCAGGCAAUUGAGGAGAAUCACUUGAAAUUGUAAUUGACAUGAAAAUCUAUUUAUAAAUUUGAUGAAAACUACUUGAAAUUGUAACAAUUUGACUGGUAGUUUUGUGGAGAAUUUGUGGAUCGAUUCAUAAAAUUGAGGUAAACUACUUUAAAAUGUAAAUGGCCUGAAAAUUGGUUCAUAAUUGAGGAAAGCGACUUGAAAUUGUGAAUAGUAUAAACAUCAUUCGAUUGAGAAAAAAUUCACUUGAAAUUGUAAAACAAUAGAAGUGGAAGUAUGGUGUAAAUUUUUGACAAUCGAUUCAGAAAAUUGGCAAAAACUACUGAACAUAACAUCCUGAAAAUCGAUUCAAUAAAUUGAGGAAAACUACUUUAAAUUGUAACAAUUGAAGUGAUUCUGAAAACCGAUCCAUUAAAUUGAGGAAUUGAAAUUGUAACAAUUACUUAUUUUGUGGGUAAUUUACUUGUUCUUUGUGUAUACUUGCGACAAUUUCAAGUAUUUUAUUCAGUAGGAAAGUUUGGAAAUGGCCUAAAAAUCAACUCCAAAUAUUGAAGAAAACUACUCGAAACUCUAACAAAGUGACUGAGGAUUUGAAAAUUGCCUGAUGAGAAUCGAUUUACAAAAUUAAGGAAAGCUACUUGAAAUUCUUCCAAUCACAAAACCUUUGAGAGAACUUGUACUGUGUGUGUACUUGAAUUCCGGCUCUGCUAAGCAGAAAGAGAAUAUCAUUGUCUCUUAUGGCAGUCUUCACACGUUCAGUCUGUCAUGUGUGAACACUCCCGUAUAAACCAAUAGUGUUAUCUUUCUGCUCAGUGUAUAGAAAUUCUGUGACUGUACAACUUUUAAGUAUGAUUAACAUAAUUUUGUGUUGUAUUCAAAUUUUUAUUGUCAACUGCCCUGUUUCUUUUUGAUAAUUGAGGAUAAUUAAGGAGGCUAAAACCAGAUAACCCUUUAUAGAGCUAUAGAUCUAUGAAAUCAAUACUUGUAUAAUACCGGCAAUAAUUGUUAUAGUUGUUGAUUUUUAAAUACCAGUUAUAAAAAAUAUGAAGUAUAAUUUUCCAUAUCUAGCAAACAUCACUAUACAAGGUUGUGCAUUAAUAACUUUACUAUUUAAAGCUUCUCUACGUUCUAUAUUCAAUUUUACUUUCUAAAGCGUUCAGUAUCACAAUGUUUAUCAAUUCCAAUACUACUUCAAUUCUUCUCCAUUUUAAAAUUAACAUUUUUAUGAAUGUUUUCAGAAACGUAAAAACCGUAGAAGUGUAUGAAGUUUUAAUUUCAUGUUGUCUUUUUUGGUUUCUUCAUCCUUAAAAGCUUUAUUUUUCUUUUUUUGUGUUUUCAUCUUUGAAAGCUUCAUUUUGUCUUCUCAUUGGUUCUAUUAUCAAUGAAAUGCUUCCAAUGACUGUAUAGUUGAUA
Nilaparvata lugens (brown planthopper) is the source of this 4131-nucleotide messenger RNA. Its product is annotated as ATP-sensitive inward rectifier potassium channel 11. NCBI's taxonomy places the organism in Eukaryota, Metazoa, Arthropoda, Insecta, Hemiptera, Delphacidae. The transcript has 5 exons. Gene Ontology annotation, cellular component: plasma membrane. The record is from RefSeq and is a predicted model, not a curated record. Gene Ontology annotation, molecular function: inward rectifier potassium channel activity. Gene Ontology annotation, biological process: regulation of monoatomic ion transmembrane transport; potassium ion import across plasma membrane. The coding region runs from base 277 to 1692 and encodes 471 amino acids.